CUUCCGAGAGUGAAUCACCAAACCACCCCAAAUCGACCUUUAUACAACCAACAAGCCGAACGAAACAAAUUCGAACAAGAACCGUCAGGCUCAACGACCCUAAUCCCUUCCAAACACCACCACCCCAGGAAGUCCCUCAUUAUCAAUUCACACUGCCUCCACCUACGCCAUAUACCUCUCUCUCUCUCUCUUAGGCAAACACACAAAACACCAAAAAUGUCCAGGCCACUCGACGUAAACACCAGGAAGCACGAAGAGGCCAACCAAGCCUCAUGGGAAGCAUGCAAGGGCGCCUUGUCCGGAGCCUUCAAGUGGGGUGUGGCCUCGGCGAUGUUGGGCGGACUUGGAUACGCCGUGUCUCCGAUGUAUAGGGGGUUUACUAUUCAGUUCAAGGUAUACAUACAAAUGUCUGGUAUGGUACUGGGCGGUAUGCUGGAGGCGGAUCACCGGAUCCGCGAGUACGAGAAAACCAUGAGGAUGAGGAGGAGGAUAGCGGCAGAUCAGGCUAUGUGGAAGCAGUUUGAGGAGACGUAUGGGAAGGAUGAAGAUGAUGAGUGAGUAAGUGAGUGAGGGGGAUGGCAGUGGGGUCAGUCAGGCUCUGGUGAGAAUUCUGGGAUUAUCAGGAUUGGCCCGUUUGGGUCGAGGGAUCGAUCGGGGUUUCGUGGAGAAUGAAACGGUUGGCAUUUUCUUCUCUUUUCUCUCUUCUCUCCAAUUGUUCACUUCUUACUUUGUUUUAUGAACAACCUUUGAUACCGGCAUAACUACAGCCCACUAAAAGUCA
Neurospora hispaniola is the source of this 781-nucleotide messenger RNA. RefSeq lists its product as uncharacterized. Lineage: Eukaryota; Fungi; Ascomycota; Sordariomycetes; Sordariales; Sordariaceae. The coding region runs from base 217 to 558 and encodes 113 amino acids. The record is from RefSeq and is a predicted model, not a curated record. The transcript has 2 exons.